Molecule: messenger RNA, 1231 nt
Organism: Aedes aegypti (yellow fever mosquito)
Lineage: Eukaryota; Metazoa; Arthropoda; Insecta; Diptera; Culicidae
Product: zinc finger protein 43
Biological process (GO): regulation of transcription by RNA polymerase II
Cellular component (GO): nucleus
Molecular function (GO): RNA polymerase II transcription regulatory region sequence-specific DNA binding; DNA-binding transcription factor activity, RNA polymerase II-specific
Source: RefSeq, a predicted model, not a curated record
GUCAAAACUGGAGCAGCACUGGAUGAGCCAUUAUUCAGUUCCCGCACAAGAACCGACGACAGACCCCGGAUCUGUACCGGAGGGUCAACAGGGGAAAGAGCAGAAAAGUGUCGAGCUUUACUGCUUCCGUUGUCGAAAAUGGUUCCCAACUGAACCAGUUUUCACCCAGCACAAACCAUUGUGUACAGAGGCCCAGGAACCUGUGCCACAGGAUAAGCCUGCCAAAGGAAGUGGAGAUUUCUACUGUUAUCGGUGCCGCAAAUGGUUCCAAACGGAAUCCAUCUUCGCAAACCACAAACCGUCUUGUAUCGAGGCCACGAAAGAUAAGUAUCCAACGGAAGCCAUCCAGAUAAAUUCGGGCUUUUUAAGCAUGCAGUUCGAUUCGGAUGCCAAUCCAACUACUACGCAGCCACCGCCGGAAGAUCAAUCGAAAAAAUCCAAGCUCUACUGUCGACGCUGUCGGAAAAGGUUCCAGACAGAGCUGCUUUUCACGCACCACAAGGCGUUAUGCAAAAAAUCACAUGAGAAAAAGCCAGUGUUUGCGUGCCCGCAGUGCCCGAAGAAAUGCUCUUCCGAGAAAUAUCUAACGCUUCACAUCAACAAACAUAACGGAAUACGAACCAUUCCCUGUCGCCGCGAAGGUUGCUCCAAGCUGUUCCUGGACGCUACCGUUCGAAACAAUCACGAAAUGGCAUGCGGCAAAGAUGUUCCUGUCACUAUCUGCAGUGUGUGUGGUGCCACCUUCCGGUGGUUGGCAAGCCUGCAAACCCACAUGAAAAUCCAUGGAGAGCCGAAAUUCGCCUGUGAUGUGUGCGACAAAAAGUUCCACUCAAACUCCCGGCUCAAAAAGCACUCCGCAGUGCACUCAGAUGCCCGGAACUACGAGUGCAAAGUGUGCGGAAAACGAUUCAAGUCACACGAAGCUAACCGGGUCCAUCAGCGUAUUCACACGCAGGAAAAGCCGUACGUUUGUCACAUUUGUGGGAUGGCUUUCACGUACAACUGUUUGCUCAAAACGCACCUGGAGAAGGGACACGAUUCGCAGAACUCGGGCCGGAAGGAACUGCCUGUCCGGCCGGUCGCCACCAGUUCGUUCCAGUUUCCUCCUUCGAUGUGGCCUACGGAUGGAGGGUACUGAAAUGUCCUGUGCGAGUAACUGUGUGUUGCUGUAAUGAGGUAAACUUAUUACAGUUUAAUUUCUAUUAAUAAUUCGUCGGCAGAAAAUCAAAAA